This is a messenger RNA of Phaedon cochleariae (mustard beetle), 4548 nucleotides long. The record is from the annotation of a GenBank genome assembly. Lineage: Eukaryota; Metazoa; Arthropoda; Insecta; Coleoptera; Chrysomelidae.
AUGACGAAGGGAAAACCAUCUAGACCUAAGGCUCUUUAUCAGAUUGCAAAGGUCCUCUGGCACCUGGAUGUCUUUCGACGAAGUUUUCGCGAACUCUCUGGACAUGUGUGUAUGAAAGAAGCCUGCAUUUUCUGUGCCCUCAAGGAACUCUUUUAUCAGCUACAGUUUUCCAAGGAGACUGUGCUGCCUCCGGAUUCCCAACCCAAGGGAUUGAUAGAAUGUUUCUUCGACCAGAAUGGGUUCCAGCUCGGUUUGGUGGAAGAUGCAACGGAAUGUUUCGAAAACAUACUUCGACGUAUCCACACUCACAUCGCCCAAGACGAAGAAGAAGACAUAUGCAACGCGAGGCAUUGCAUCACUCACCAGAAAUUCGCGAUGAUCCUCGUUGAGCAGAGCGUCUGCAGGUCCUGUGGAGCUUCUUCAGAAACAUUAUCGUAUACUCAGAUGGUGCAUUAUGUCUCCACAUCAGCUCUAGUAUAUCAAGGUAGAUUGAAUGCCGAUUACUCAAAGUACGACCGAUUUGGUAUCCAUCUGAGAAGAGCAGGAGGAAUGGGAGAAGUCCGAAAAUGUUCUAAUGUCUGUGGGACCGUCAUCCAAGUAUGCCGGACACUGACCAAUCGUCCUGACAUACUAUCCAUCGGUCUCGUGUGGAACUCGGAAAGACCCACCUUUGAGCACGUGAUGGAGGUAUUGUCCAUCGUGGACACGUCUUUGCGCGUUAGCGAUGUUUUCACCAACGUGGUGGAUCAAAGAUGGGGAGAACAAACCGUUCAUGAAUUGGUUGGAAUGGUGACAUACCAUGGGAAACAUUACUCGACGUUCUUCUUUCACACCGAAUUGAGAAUCUGGAUCCAUUUCGACGACACGACAGUCAGCGAAGUUGGCACCAGAUGGGAUCAAGUUGUCGAGAAAUGUCGAAAAGGAAGGAAUCACCCGUUGCUGCUACUCUACUCCUUAUCAGACGGUACUCCUGUGGACACAUUUCAUGCUCCAAAACAAGUAACCACUCUAUCGCAAGAAUGGAUGACGCACAGACUGUCACAAACUGUUUUGAAACGUUCGGUCACUCCCAGCCCCGAAAAACCUGCAGUUUGCAUAACAAGGCGUGCCAUAACCCCAAAUAUCGAGGGAUAUUCGAUGAGCCGAGAUCUUCCAUUGAUACACACCCCUUCUGAAUAUCAGAAUACCUCGUUCCUUCAAAAACAUAUCUCUCAACAAACGAGUGUUGCUGAUGUUCCAGCUCGAAGAGACGAUUUCAAUAUAGGACAGCCGACCAAUAUUCCUAAGAUCCAAACUAAUAUACAUCGAACUUUGAGCAAUGGAUCCUCCUCUGGCCUGGAAGGAAUGUUCAUUCCUGAGCAGUUGAACGUCCCAGGAAGAAGAGACAGCGGGAAUUGGAGUGGAGAUAGAACUAGUGCUUGUUCCACCUCAACGAAUUCCAUGGAAAAUCCAUAUUCAGCAGGAAAGCUAACAGAAAAAUAUAAAGUUUCCAAAAAUCAAAGAACAGCAAAUGAUCAAUCAGUUGGUAGAGGUGGUAUCAACGAUGCUGGCUACGAUUCAUACUCCCUUUCAUCAAAUGAUAGUUCGUCCAUGACUACUUUGGAACAUCUCAUGAGGAUGGGACAUCUCGCGAAAAUUCCUGAAGACUAUGGCAAUUCAAACGAUAAUCAAAACUCGCCUAGUUGUGAAAUUCUUUGCGAAGAGGCUGAUGAACUUUUAAUAAAAUCUAGGCAACUAGAGAAUGAGCACGAUUUAGUUUUAGCUUUGGCACUGUGUAAUGCUGCCGCAUCAAAGGCGAGAGCAGCCACAAAAGCGCCAUAUAAUAACCCACAAUUAAUGACAAUGGCAAGAAUGAAACAUAAUACUUGUAUCAUGAGGGCUAGAAGUUUGCAUAGAAGAAUUGAAAAUGAACGUGAUGGCAAUAGUAGUAGUCAUGGUCGACAUUCCCGGCAGAACUCUAAAGACAGUGACAAACAAUCCAAACAGAGUACUAAAAAACCCACGGUACCAUGGAAAGACAUUCCUCAGCCAACUAAAAAUAUAGAAAUAUACGCCACUUUGCCGAAGAAACAUGACCCAAUGAAAACGAAGCUGUCAAGAAAAUCGCCUGAUAUUGAACCAGUCGUGAUACAAAACAAAUCAUCAACUCGCGAAUCUAGGUCUAUGUUCGCAUUUUCUAAGAACACUGAUAGAACAAGAGAAAAAAGGUCGAAAAGCGAGGACAGGAACAAACUUUCUCAAGAUUUCUCGGUUGCUACAGAAUCAAUCAAUCUGAAUGACACUAUCAACAAUGUCAAAGAUACGGAAGUAAAGGUGAAAGAAGAAAAGUCCAAAAAGCAACAUAAAAUCAAAAGAAAACUUCUGAUGGGUGGUUUCAUGAAACGAAAAAAUAGAAGUAUGCCUGAUUUAACCGAUGCAGUGGAUUGCCAACCUCCAAGUACAACAAAGGAUGAAAACUGCAUUAGUAAAGAUUCAUUCCAUUCUCCAACAAUUGCUUCUGGAUAUCUGUCAGAGGGACACUUGGAGUCGUCUGAAAACAAUCCCAAUCCAAACCUGGAGCGAAGUAAAUUGAUGCGCAAGAACUUCCAUUCUAGUAUUCCUAAAAUACUUACUCCUGUGAAAGUACCCCCUCCACCACCCCUAAGAACUACUUCCCAUCUCAGUGCAAAUCCUUCUGAACCGAAAGUUGCGGCUCCGCGGAAUGAUGUCGGCUAUGCUCAGAAUGUCCAAUGCUUGCCGAAACCAAUCUACAGCAACAAUGAUUCUUUCAGUGAUGAGAGUUUCUAUGAUGAUAAAAUUAAUACACUUGUGACAAGAGCUAUGGUUCAUAGCGAACAAAAACAACCGCAUUCCCAAAUCGAUACUGGUACCGAUGUGGUGGACGGAUUUCCUCCAAGAGAAUCUCUACCACAUCUCGAACUGCCUCCUUAUCCAAGUCCUAUGGGAUCCGUGGUACAUUCCAGGCAAGGUAGUGAAGACUUUCCGCCACCACCACCCCCAUUGGAUUUAUCUAGUUUGGAAGAACAUCUACCAUUUCCACAAAUGAAAUCUCGUGAAAUAGUUCCACAAUAUAACGUUACGCAAAGUACCGAACCAAUCAGUUAUGCUGAUAAUUAUUACCGAAAACAGUCGCUACAGAAUCAAGCCAUAGUAGGCCAUGAAAAAAAUCACAAUGGCUCUUCACAUGUAACGACGGACCCAAACAACAGGAAGAACUUUCUGUUCGAUAAGAUACAAAAUGUACCUUCGCAUAAAUUCGAAAGCUCUUCUGACCGCAUCAGGCAAGAAUCAUAUGAUCAAGUAGAUAGUGGGGGUAUAGGCAGAAGAAUGAAUUUGCCAGUAUACCCAGAUUUGGCGCAAAAAUAUAAUGAAUUUAGAAGACAGAUACCGAAUACCUCUAGGGUACAAGGAGCCACAGACGAUGGAAGAAUGCUCACGAAAAAGAAGAGUGUAUCUUUCUGUGACCAAGUCAUACUCGUAGCAACGGCCGACGAGGAAGACGAUCACGAUGUCAUUCCGAAUCCUAUAUUAGAGAGAGUGCUCCGUACUGCGCUGACUAAUAAUGAUACGGAUGUUAUGAGACAAGACAUGGCGAAUGUUGUGAAGGAACUACAAUCUAACACUCCUCAUACACCGCAUGCAUCUUCUGCCAGGAACUUAGCAGAGGCAGAAAAUAAGGAAUAUUCCUAUUGCCAAAAAUAUCUCAAUCAAUCCAGUAACGGAUUUGUAAAUGCCAUCGAUGCUGAUAACGCAGCUGUAAAAAGCGUUCAACAUUCCAUUCGCAGUAGUCCAUUUCUGAAUGAUGGAUUGAAUGGGUCAGCUCAAAGGCCCUCUCUCACGUACCAAAAUGAGCCAUGUUCAAUUAAAUCGAACAGAGGACCGUUAUUGCAUCCAGCAGUACCAACGCAUGUCUCGAUGAGUCAUGACAGAACAAAUACCCAAUUUGAAUCAGCUAACUCCAGCAAUAAUCAGUUGAAUGUUCACGCGAUCUAUGGUUACCAAGUCAAGCAACCUUUCCCGGCACACUUGCCUUAUCCUGAUCGUUUUCAGCAGGGUAACUUUCACCAAGGUUCUGUUCCAAGUACAGGACAUCCAUCAGAAAUGGAAUAUUUGAAUACGAGGUAUAUGCGGAAUCAGUACGAGAGAGUUCCUGUGGACACUGGAACGAACGCUGGCCGUUUCUUCAAUCCACAGAGGCUCCUUCCAAAUGAAAUGGAACGACAACAUAUUCAAUCUGGCAUGGUUCCUGCCAUAGAACGAAGAGUGCCUUCCCUCCACCUUGAACCACAAGGUUCUUUCAACCAAGGAACUGUGCAUCCAACGUAUGAAUCUUCAAAUCAAUUGCGUGAAAAAAUAGCCGGCUUCGAGUCAAAACCUUUGAUUGGUAUCGAAGCAACUACGCCUCGAGGUAUUGUUGUUCCUAUCAAAAAAACGAAUAUAAGUGCAAAUAUAGAAUGUAAUUUAUGUAGGAAAAAAUAUGUUUUGGCUCCUAUGAGAUAUUGUCGAGACUGCGAAUUUUAUAUGUCAAAAUUCAAGGGAUGCUCUUAG